Molecule: messenger RNA, 2881 nt
Organism: Melozone crissalis (California towhee)
Lineage: Eukaryota; Metazoa; Chordata; Aves; Passeriformes; Passerellidae
Gene: UBTF
Product: upstream binding transcription factor
Exons: 21
Coding region: 197-2494 (765 amino acids)
Source: RefSeq, a predicted model, not a curated record
CUCUCCUCCUCCUCGCUCCCUCCCUCCUUCCCGCUCGCCUUCCCUCCCUCCUCCCCGGUGCCGCAGCUGGAUUUCGGGGGCAGGCUUCCAGCGCUGCCCGCUUGUUUUUCCCGAGCCCGGAGCCGUGCGGGAGUGAUUUCGGGAAGAGGGUGAGGAGGGAGCCGGCGGGACCGUGCUGGGCACAGGCAGCUGGAGGAUGAACGGCGAAGCUGAGUGCCCUGCAGACCUGGAAAUGACAGCUCCCAAAAACCAAGACCGCUGGUCACAGGAGGACAUGCUAACCCUCCUGGAGUGCAUGAAGAAUAACCUGCCCUCCAACGACGGGAGCAAGUUCAAAACCACCGAGUCCCACCUGGAUUGGGAAAAAGUGGCUUUCAAGGACUUCUCAGGGGAGAUGUGCAAGAUGAAGUGGAUGGAGAUCUCUAAUGAGGUGAGGAAAUUCCGGACCCUCACAGAGCUCAUUAUGGACGCUGAAGAGCACGUGAAGAAUCCUUACAAAGGCAAAAAGCUCAAGAAACACCCCGACUUCCCCAAGAAGCCCCUGACUCCCUAUUUCCGCUUCUUCAUGGAGAAGCGAGCCAAAUACGCCAAGCUUCACCCCGAAAUGAGCAACCUGGAUCUCACCAAGAUCCUGUCCAAAAAAUACAAGGAGCUUCCCGAGAAGAAAAAGAUGAAAUAUAUCCAGGACUUCCAGCGAGAGAAGCAGGAGUUUGAGAGGAACUUGGCGAGGUUCAGGGAAGACCACCCGGAUCUCAUCCAGAACGCCAAGAAAUCCGACGUCCCCGAGAAGCCCAAGACCCCCCAGCAGCUGUGGUACAACCACGAGAAGAAGAUCUACUUGAAAGUGCGUCCAGAUGUGAGUACGGCCACCACGAAGGAGGUGAAAGAGUCGCUGGGCAAGCAGUGGUCUCAACUCUCGGAUAAAAAGAGGCUGAAAUGGAUUCAUAAGGCCCUGGAACAGCGGAAGGAGUACGAGGAGAUCAUGCGGGAUUACAUCCAGAAGCACCCGGAGCUGAACAUCAGCGAGGAGGGAAUCACCCGCUCCACCCUCACCAAGGCCGAGAGGCAGCUCAAGGACAAGUUCGACGGACGACCCACAAAACCUCCCCCGAAUAGCUACUCCCUGUACUGUGCAGAGCUGAUGGCCAACAUGAAAGACGUGCCCAGCACGGAGCGGAUGGUGCUGUGCAGCCAGCAGUGGAAGCUGCUCUCCCAGAAGGAAAAGGACGCCUACCACAAAAAGUGUGACCAGAAAAAGAAAGAUUACGAGAUCGAGCUGCUCCGCUUCCUGGAGAGCCUGCCCGAGGAGGAGCAGCAGCGGGUGCUGGGCGAGGAGAAGAUGCUGGGCAGCAACCGGAAAGGGGCGACGAGUCCUGCGUCCAAAAAGUCCUCACCAGAGACCGGCAAGGCCAGCUCAGAGAAGCCCAAGAAGCCCAACUCAGCCAUGUUCAUCUUCUCGGAGGAGAAGCGGAAGCAGCUGCAGGAGGAGCGGCCGGAGCUGUCAGAGAGCGAGCUGACCCGGCUCCUGGCUCGCAUGUGGAACGACCUCUCCGAGAAGAAGAAGGCCAAGUACAAGGCGCGGGAGGCGGCGAUGAAAGCGCAGUCAGAGAAGAAGCACGGCUCAGAUAAGGAGGAGCGUGGGAAGCUGCCCGAGUCUCCCAAAACUGCCGAGGAGAUCUGGCAACAGAGCGUCAUCGGGGACUACCUGGCUCGUUUCAAGAACGACCGGGGCAAAGCGCUGAAGGCCAUGGAGGCCACUUGGAACAACAUGGAGAAGAAGGAGAAGCUGAUGUGGAUCAAGAAGGCAGCGGAGGAUCAGAAGCGAUACGAGAGGGAGCUGAGCGAGAUGAGGGCCCCUCCGUGCUCCACCAACUCCACCAAGAAAAUGAAAUUCCAGGGAGAGCCGAAGAAACCCCCAAUGAACGGUUACCAGAAGUUCUCCCAGGAGCUCCUGUCCAACGGGGAGCUGAACCACCUCCCGCUGAAGGAGCGCAUGGUGGAGAUCGGCAGCCGCUGGCAGCGCAUCUCCCAGGGCCAGAAGGACCACUACAAAAAACUGGCAGAGGAGCAGCAGAAACAGUACAAGGUGCACCUCGACAUCUGGCUCAAGAGCCUCUCGCCCCAGGAGCGGGCUGCGUACAAGGAGCACAUUUCCAACAAACGCAAGAGCAUAGGGAAGAUCCGGGGUCCCAACCCCAAGAUGAAGCCAACGAUGCAGUCCAAGUCGGAGUCAGAGGACGAUGACGAGGAGGAAGAGGAGGAGGAGGAUGACGAUGAAGAUGAGGAUGAGGAUGACGAUGAUGACAACGGCGACUCGUCAGAGGAAGGCGGCGACUCCUCGGGGUCCAGCAGCGAGGAGGAGAGCGAGGACGGGGACGAGAACGACGACGAUGAUGAGGAUGAGGAUGAUGAGGACGAGGACGACAACGACUCAGAGGGCAGCAGCAGUUCCUCCUCCUCCUCGGGGGACUCCUCCGACUCCGACUCCAACUGAUCGGCCAAGCUCUUUGUAACGUCGUUUGGUUUCUCGGUUUCGGUCCCAAAUCCCCCCUGCAGCCCCUCAAAAUCCUUCCUCCUCUUCCUCCUGCCCCCCAGCGCGGGGAGCGGGGGCCGGGGGGACCCCUCCGCCGAGCUCACACUACGGAGGGGGAUCAGGGGCUGCUCCCCCCAGGCUGGGGGGCCAGGAGAGAGCCCCCCACCCCUGCCCCCCGCUUUACUCCCGAGGGGAAGCGAUUUUUUUUUUGGAAUUUCAUUCUUUCCAGGGGGGCGUCUCUCCAUCCCUACCCCCAUCACCCCCUCGCUACCAGCUCUGGACUUUCUAGAAAGAGAAGAAAAACACACAGGAAAAAAAGACAAACAAACAAACAAAAAACAAAACAAA